Limulus polyphemus (Atlantic horseshoe crab) is the source of this 5000-nucleotide messenger RNA. RefSeq names its product transcriptional repressor scratch 2-like. Gene Ontology annotation, molecular function: DNA-binding transcription factor activity, RNA polymerase II-specific; RNA polymerase II cis-regulatory region sequence-specific DNA binding. The record is from RefSeq and is a predicted model, not a curated record. Gene Ontology annotation, biological process: regulation of DNA-templated transcription. The coding region runs from base 384 to 1301 and encodes 305 amino acids. Lineage: Eukaryota; Metazoa; Arthropoda; Merostomata; Xiphosura; Limulidae. The transcript has 2 exons.
GUAGCUCGUGAGGGUGCGAGCAACGCGAACUGGUACAUUUGUUGAUGAUAGCUGACCUAAUAGCCAAGCAGACAUUUGAAACUGUAAGGACCAGCCAAGUGUGGCAAUCCAUAUGACCGGCGGAGGGCGGGGACACUUCGCUAGGACGGAGCCGCCAAAUCGUGGUAGAUGCUGCCAAAAAUCGACCACGGAAAACCUGUGGAGUAGACUCGCUAGCUGAAAUCCAAAAGCGUCAUUCUCUACAGCACACAUACAGAGAUAGAGCUCAGUCAGUGGGUUUACGGUGUUUCAGCAACUGCUGUCUACGGAAGUUCUCUCCUGUUGCUGGUCGGUUGAAUUUGUUAACCCUAACGACCAUAGGCUGUGUUUGGGUACUGGUCAAUAUGCCGCGGUCAUUUUUAGUUAAAAAAGUGAAGCACCUUAUCGACUAUUCAUACCGAUGGGAGGAACGAGAACCCCCCAGCCCCACAGAGGCAGCCCCAGCACCUAGCCCUCCGCCUCUCGUCAUUCCACUUGGUAAAGGUUACACUCAAAAUGUGAUGGUUACUCAAGACGAAAUGAAGGAGAAGAUCGACUACAGAUCUACAAAUAAAACGAUAUUAUACUCGCCGUCUGGAGCUUCCGUUAGUUCUAGAGACAGCGGAGAGAAGGAAUCUUACGGUGGGGAGUACCCAGCGGUAAACGGGAGUCUUGACAUCGAAUCACGGCGGUACUGUGGGGAUUCAGAGUGUUCCCAGAGUUCCAAUUCUAGUGGUGACAGCCAUUCUACAGCUUACAGAUACGAAUCAUUCCUCAUUAGAGACGGGAGAUCACGCCGAAGAAAAGAAUCGAACAACCAGAAUGAAGAACAGCCAACAAGGCCCAGAUAUACGUGCACCGAUUGUGGGAAACACUACGCCACGUCGUCUAACCUGUCACGCCACAAGCAGACUCAUCGUAGCCUGGAGUCUCAGCUAGCAAAGAAGUGCCCGACAUGUGACAAAAUAUACGUUAGCAUGCCUGCCCUGGCCAUGCACGUGCUCACUCACAGUCUCGGCCACAAAUGUUCCGUAUGCGGGAAAGCAUUCUCUCGACCUUGGCUAUUGCAGGGUCACCUACGCUCCCAUACAGGGGAAAAACCAUUCGGAUGCGCCCAUUGCGGCAAGGCCUUCGCUGACCGGUCCAACUUGCGGGCCCACAUGCAGACGCACUCCAGUUUCAAACACUUCCGCUGCCAGCGCUGCAACAAGACCUUUGCUCUCAAGUCCUACCUGAACAAACACUACGAGUCCUCCUGCUUUAAAGACUCAAAGGACUGCUGAAGUCGCAUGUUCAAACAAACUUUGCCACUUCGGUCACGUUGCUGGUUUCUAAUCGGUUGUGUCGAGUGAGCACAACUCAUAAACAAAAGGAAAUUUUGCUUAGCCUUACAUAAAACAAAACUGGAACUUUACAAAAAGUUAACCAGCCAAAAAGACAGGUUUAAGUCUUAGUCGAAUGUUACAUUCCUUCUCCACAAUUUCGAGCGCCCUCUGUUUUGCUCUGACAAGAAAGUGAAUUAAUGCUCAAAGUCUCUUUAUGUUAUCAAUUUAAAUUAUUUGAUUACAAAAACCGAAAAGAAAGCCCUGAGAAUUAUUCAACGAACCGUAAUCAAUUAUCUAUUGACGUAGCAAGUAGCAUAUAAAACCAUGCAAGUAAUUGUAAGCAAUAACAAAUAACACUUGUUGAUAUCUUUUUGAACAUUCUUCUGUGCGAAUGGUUACAGGAACCACCUAGUUGCUGAUUGUGUUAACUUCCACAAGAGAGUUUUGUGUUUGCUGCCCAUUCCACUCAAACAACUCAGCCGUCAGAUGAGUACAACGUCUGUUCUACGUCAAUGAUGACUUUAUUUUAAACACCGGUUAGUUAGAGCUACGUGGUUUUUUUUUAUCGCAUGUGUUCAAGCCUAAUUAAAUAUCACUGGUUGCGUCUAUUGCUACAAAGGAGGUAUGCACGACGUGGACACUCGAGUAGAACAGAUUUUUUUUGCUUCAGUGUGUACUGUAACGUCUGGUUAUUUUAGUCAUUAUGAUUUUUGGAUAGUAUGUAUUUUUCAAGACUCGAUACAGAAAUUUACAUUAGAGGGUAAGUUAAGUUCUUCCUGUACUUAAAUCCAAACUACUUAAUUUAAUAAUUGAGCUCACAAGGUGAACCUUUCCUCACAUUCACCUGACACGUUACAGGUGUGUAGCAUACGUCAUCGAAAUUCCUCAGGCUGCACCGUUGACUUCUGAAACAUUUUGACGAUAAAUGCAUUUUAUGCACAUCUACAAGCAUUCUAUUUGUUCAUAUACAUGCAUCUGGUUUACCUCCCUUUUAUACAGAUAUAUAUAUAUAUAUAUGUUUACGUACAAACAAGUUAUACUAGAAAGUGCGUGAAAUUUUUAAGAUAAGCACGUUAUGUAAUACUUAAAUCAUUUUAUCGAUAGGACUAAUUAAGUGUAGUUAAGUAGCAAGAAUGAAACUUUUGGUUAAUACUGCUUUUAAAAAAAAUUCAAAUCCAGAAUGUAGUACCAAACAUACAAUAGAAUUAAGCUCAAGUGGAAAGUCUAGCAUAUUUUAGGUGUUCGUGUCCAUUGUGGUACUUCAAUUUAGCCAAUACUAGACCAGUUCAUGUUAACUGAAGGUAUUAUGACUUUCACCUAUAUACGUCAACACCGCUAUACUCGCUGACUGUAGGGCGGCAGAAAAGUAUGACGUGUACGUAACUGAAAGUACGAUUAUUGUGUGGUGCGCUGGCUUGUAAUUAGGAUUGUAGUUCAAAACAAAUUCGACCAAAAAUGAACGAAUAAGCGAUCUCAACGUGAGCACACAUCAAAACUGAAACAUUUAGUAAAUAGCGGGAAUAUAAAAGCAAAAUUUUAAAAAAUCAAAAAUAAUACAAGUUGUCACUGAAAUAGUCAUGCCCAUCUUGCCCACUACAACCACCACUGUUAAUUCCACUGAAAACAUACGAUCUAUUUUAACACGUUUUCAUAUGCCCUCACUUCAAAAAGGGCCAAUUUUUGUAAACUUAUCUACAAUGUUAAAACUGAAUUCUUUUUCUUCAAUAAGCUCUAUUUCCAAAAUUAUUGAUAUAACAAAAUCAAAGCUAAACUUUUUGAAGCUGUCGUCUUUCAUGUUGCAUACUUCUCUUGUUUUAUUUUUUACCACUUUAUAUUCUCAUAAGUUACAAUAGACAUUAUCUUAUUUUUUCAUCUUUUUUAAUAGUCUUUCCCGAAAGUAAAAGGACUCAAUCUUCAAACUCAUUUAGAAAAUCAAAAAUUUUAUAGCAAUUCAAAAUUAUACUUUUAUGCUUUGAAAAAAGCCCUUAAUCUAAGAAGUCCAGAAUUUAGAGCCAAAUGUCUUUAUUAUAUUAUUGAAAAAAAAAGAAGAGAGAAACUAAAGCUAAAUUCGUCAAUAACCACAAAACAUACAUUCAUGAAAUGAGUUGAAUUCAUUCUAGAUUUAAUUACCUAAAAAUGCAUGUCCAGGUUGCCCGUUUCUAAUUUGUACUUAAAAAAAAACAACAACAAGAAAACGAAACUCAUGUUCGUAAGUAUUUUUUAUUAUUAUUUAAAAUGAUGGGUAUUUUAACUAACUGCCACUUUUAAUAAGUGAAAUAUAUGUAUUCUCCUACAGUUGUUGAAGGUGGAAAAUGAAAAAGACUGUGACAGAAGUUCCCUCCGGGUAUUUCUGUCAGGAAUUUUGAAGUAAGAAUUUAUCGAGAAUUAUGGCACAACAAAAUUGAUAAAUUUUGCUAACAACAAAAAUUUAAUAACAGUGAAGGCAUAAGAGAAAAUAUUUCUACAAUAUAACUGUUAUAUGUAAAAAAAGUUCAUUCAAAAAUAUGUAUGUGAACAGUAACAUCCCUGUUUAUAUCGUGGUUCUGACAGUAUUGUUGAAUCCGGGUGCUCGCUUCGGUUCUAUUGGAGUCUAAUUAAUUAAAAAAAACAAAACAAAAAGAAACAAGUAGAAAAUAAGAAACAAUACUGGCAGCAAUACGGUACAUUGAUAUUUUUUACAGCAUCAAAAAUGAUUUUGACUGAAUCUUUUCUGCAUCCAACAUUAUUCAUAUUUGUUAGUAAUAAGCAUAUUAACGAUUUUAUAUUUCAUAUCCUGCAUUUCAGCUUAAUAGUGAAAUGUAUGGACACAAGUGACAUCGCUGCCAUUACUUUAAUUGAUUAGGUAGCUUUCCGAAACUCAGUUAUAAUUGGUCACGGGAUUAAAGCAAUACUGUAAUUACAGUCUGUAAAAUAAUUAUCAACAAAGUCAAAUUACUGCUACAGUUUUAUCAGCCUGUUUCAUUUUUUGUUCUUUACCCAACAUUAAUUUGUUACUUUUCCGGUAUUGCAUGUGAUUCGCUGCCUUCAAAGAAUAACAUAUAGCACCACACCAUUUUCCUUCUUUUAACAUGGAUGACUGUGAAAGACAAGUUCCUUUAAACCGAACUGACACUAAAUUCCGCAUUAAUAGCCUAAAAUAAGAGAAAAAAAAAAACACACUUCGAUAAGAUGGUUACCGUUGCUAUGGAAACGAUACUCUAGCCUGAUUAUUAAAUUAACCAGUUAUGUGUACAUUGUCGCGUUAAAGUUUCUGUACUUCAGACACGGCGAACUAGAAACCCAGCUCUAGUUUUUAUGAUGUUUUAUUAUUAGUCAAAUCGAAGCCAAUUCGCAGUAAGUAGCAACAACACAGUAUAAAUCACGACGGAGAAAAUAAUCAUAAAGAAACAUCAGUGAGAGCAAGUAAAUAAAGGAAACAUUAGCCUUAAAAACAAAUAAACUACAGGUUUCGGCAUAAAAUAGUACUGUAAAACGAAACGAAACCUUCUUUUUUCUUAAAAUAUCAAACAAACAAGAACAAGAAUUGAUAAGCUACUCUGUUGAUGAAGACGAAUGUAAUGUUAAGGAAUCUCUUCAUCUGGACCCCUGAGGGAUCUUUAAAGCUAUUAUAUUAAUGUAUUUAGUUUGUAUUUUUAUUUGUGAUAUAAUAUAUAUAAC